Messenger RNA from Hermetia illucens (black soldier fly), 3532 nucleotides. It is a transcript of the gene app, whose product is annotated as palmitoyltransferase app. The record is from RefSeq and is a predicted model, not a curated record. Lineage: Eukaryota; Metazoa; Arthropoda; Insecta; Diptera; Stratiomyidae. Gene Ontology annotation, cellular component: Golgi apparatus; endoplasmic reticulum. Gene Ontology annotation, molecular function: protein-cysteine S-palmitoyltransferase activity. The transcript is spliced from 11 exons. Bases 635 to 2749 code for a protein of 704 amino acids. Gene Ontology annotation, biological process: protein targeting to membrane; peptidyl-L-cysteine S-palmitoylation.
AACCGUGUGCGAGAAGGAGACAGAUCUACCAUCGAUGGUUUGGCGACGAUAGUUGACGAGAAUCUGACGUUUUACAAGUUGAUGGCAAGUUCUGUUGUUUUUAUUUCGCUUAGUUGAUUUCGCGUGAGGAAUACUUGUGCAAAAUGAUCUAAAUUAUCUGCAAGUGCCGUGAUAAAGUGUAUUGCGUGUGUACACGAUACGGUUUGAAACGGCCGACCUUGAAAUUGUGAGUGAAGAGGUGCCGAUAAAGCAAGUGACAAAAAGCUGCUGAUUGCGACUGGUGAAAAGUGAAAUGUCAAAAAGGAUCCACGAAGAUUUGACGCAAGAAAUUAAUAACAAGCAGUGUGUCUGCUACAAAUGAUUACAAUCAGCAUAGUGUGAGCUUCGUGUCACUGCCGUGGGUAGAAUAAGAAGAAAAAAGUUGCAAUAAUGAUAAAUAAUUAAAAAGAACAACAAGGAGGAUUGGUAUAUUGGGAACACACGGUAACGACAUCUAGCCACAACAGCGUCAACGAACGAAAACAAUUAAAGCUAAAACAUCAUCUCCAAUGUCUAUGCGUGGUUGCAAUAAGUGGUCCAAUUUUCGAAAGCAAUUUUAUAUAUUGGACUAUCGGCCAACCUAAAACUAUUUUAAAUGAAUUUGUUGUGUUGUUGUACUAUGGCUCCUAACACGCGCGUUACACGCAAAUGGGAAUUAUUCGCUGGACGCAAUAGAUUUUAUUGUGAUGGCAUUUUGAUGUCGGCGCCGCACACCGGAGUAUUUUAUUUGACAUGUUUUCUUAUCACCGGAACAAGCGCUUUAUUUUUCGCAUUUGAUUGCCCUUUUCUAGCUACAAAAAUCACACCCGCUAUUCCAGUAAUCGGUGCUAUUUUAUACUUCUUCACCAUGAGUUCCCUACUUCGUACAACAUUUACAGAUCCAGGAGUUAUACCACGCGCUUCCCUUGAUGAGGCUGCUUAUAUAGAAAAGCAAAUUGAAGUGCCAAAUUCACUAAACAGCCCAACAUAUCGUCCGCCCCCGAGAACGAAAGAGGUUUUAAUUCGCGGACAAACAGUCAAAUUAAAGUAUUGCUUUACAUGUAAAAUAUUCAGGCCCCCACGUGCUUCACACUGCAGUUUAUGUGAUAAUUGCGUAGACCGGUUUGAUCAUCAUUGUCCUUGGGUUGGGAACUGUGUGGGUAAAAGGAACUAUCGUUUCUUUUAUAUGUUUCUAGUCUCUCUUGCAUUCUUAGCUGUAUUUAUUUUCGCAUGCUCGAUAACGCAUUUAGUUUUAUUAAUGAAAAAAGAGCAAGAAGUAUUUCGAGUUAUCAAAGCAGCACCAGCUAGCGUAAUUGUUACAUUUAUAUGUUUCUUUUCAAUUUGGUCUGUAAUUGGACUAGCAGGAUUCCAUACGUAUUUAACAACAAGCGAUCAAACAACUAAUGAAGAUCUAAAGGGAUCAUUCUCGUCAAAAGGUGGUCAGCGAGCGGUGAAUCCAUACUCUAGGGGCAAUAUUUGCUUGAAUUGCUUUCAUAUAUUGUGUGGCCCUAUGACACCAUCGCUGAUUGAUAGAAGGGGGGUAGUUACGGAUGAGUUUGUGCUUCAGAUGCAACCGGGACUUCGUAAUCAACAUGCGCUUAACCAACUGACUGACGUAACAAGUCAUCCAUCGCUCGUUACCAACCAACCCAUUCUGGGAGCCGGAGAUGCAUUUAUCAGCUCUAAACAAAACUUGUACAACGAACCUAUUUCUGCAACGGGAAUAUAUCGCCAUCGAAGCUAUGACAAUUUGCAAAACGGAAAUUCUAAUAGUCUAGCUCAUCUGGUCGACAACGAGAUACCAUUGUCGACAGUUGAGUCCCCCGUGGGAAAUCCUGGCGAGAAUGCCGGCAUAACCCCCACGAGUGUUGAUGAUGACACCAUGGAGAAAAUUACAAAACGAUCAAAUAAUCUAAGUGGAAGUUACAACAAUUUAUUCAGGGAUAAUUUAGAUGAAUACAACGAACAGAGUGGUGAUGCCGAUAUGAAACAAAUAUCGGACACAUUGCGCACACUUGACACAUCAGCGCAGUCUGCUGAAACGCCUGAGGAGGGUACUCUUCGACGUAUGAAUAAGUCUGCAUCAGAAUGUGAGAAUGUUUAUAGUAACAUACCGAAUACUGGCCUUUCGAUAGCGGCUAACCAUGAAGGUAGUAAAACCGAUCCGAAUUUGCAUGUAUAUUCAAAUCUUAUAGAGGAGCAAGAUCAGCAGAAUUCAUUUAGAAGUAAACCUUCUCUGGAGUCUUCCAAUAUAAUGGAUACUGUUAGUAAAAGAAAAAGUAGCGAUAAGGAUGUUGAGAAUGUGGGAAGUAAAUCAACGACAAAUAUGCCAUCAACACUUUUAUGUGAUGAUCUCGAUCUAGAUGAUCCUGUGAGUGCGUUUGUUGUGAACAACCGAAAGAAAUUCGAUACUGACAACAAAUCUAAAUCGAUUUCAACUGGUGUGAAAGAUUCCUCAAUAAUAGUGUCUCCCAUCAGCGCAGCUCCCGACUCAAAAUCUGAACUAAUACCAAUGCAUUUAAACGCACCGAUAACAAUAACACCCACUGCAACUAUUUCAACAUCAAUCACAACUUCCACGAGAGAAUCUUCCAAUAAUUUUAUAACACCGAGCCGACUGCGACUGUUACAGGACACAACCAUGAUUGACACAGCACUAGAUUUAGAUAGUUUAGAUGGUUCCAGUAUUGGAAACAAUUCGCAAGCUUGCCUUAAAACAGCGCUUGUUUGAAGACAAGCUUGCAAUAUGUAUAAUUUAUAUUUAGUGUUGUUAUCGACGAUUUUAAGACUACAUACAUGUAUGUACGCUGCUCAACAGUUUUAUUGUUUAUAAUUUAUUGUCUUCAAUAGACAUUUGGACAUACAUUAUAUAAUUAAAUUGCGCGUGCUAGGACUAAUUGGAAUGUUUUCAAUUUUUAUCGACCAUGUUUUGAAUGAUGUCGAAAUAUGCGGGUGUUUGAGUUUGGGAUAUAUUCUGUGCCUCAAUUUCAAUCGCACAAUAUGUUAGUGUAAUUUUUCUUCAGUUGGCCUUGUAUCAUACAAAUAGGACUGGUUCAUUGUUCAAGAUGUAGCUACCAACCACCAUUUUAAUCCUGUUCAUCAAAUAUUUCACCACAGCUAACUGCAAUGAUCAAGGAAGUUUGUUUAUUAUCUACAACGAAAACCGGCUUAUUUCUAGGUUUAAAACAAUUUUCUUUUUCAUUUCUAAAAGUACGAGUUUAAUAUUUUUAUACACUUUUUUGUUUGAUAAUGAGCGUGGAGUGAUUUUCCAAUAUUUAUUUAUAUUUGCUUCAUGUAAAUACAAUUAACAAAGCUAGCUUCUUUCUUUUGGAUCGCAAAUGAUAACCAGCACAGUAUGUACAGCCGUUUGUUAGGAUUUAUUUCAAAGGCAUUGAUCUUUUGUAAUUUUGUUUUUUGGGACAGCUUUAUGAUUGCAAUCGAUUGGUUUGAUUUAUUUGUAUAGACUAUAUUUGAAAAAAAUAUAAAAUCUUACAAGAUUAGAUAAGAAAGGACA